UUUAUCACGUAACUCGUUGACGGAGAGCCCGAGAGAAGAGAGAGACGUAGAGAGAUCGGAGUUAAAGCAGGGAAGGAGUCUUGGCAGCAUUCACAGACGAGGAAGAGAAGAAGAAGAAGAAGAAGAUGGAGCAACAGCUCGCAUCCUUCGCGAGGCAAUGUGCGAACACAGAAUUAGACGCUGACUAUAUUCGUAAUGUUACUUCGCCCAAUUUCUUUCGUAAUUUCUGGGUUAGAAAUAUGGCACUGGAACGAGGAAUCUAUAAUCAAAUAAUAGAUACGACUGUGGAGAUGGCGAACAGAGUUGGUGUUGCUGAUAUAGUAAGGAGAUUAGUUGAGAAUCUUAAAGAUGAGAGUGAACCAUAUAGACGGAUGGUGAUGGAAACAAUUGCGAAGGUUCUUACGAACUUGGGUGCUACUGAUAUUAAUGGCCUCUUGGAAGAGGAGCUUGUGGAUGGAAUCUUGUAUGCUUUUCAAGAACAGACCAGUGAUGAUGAAGUUACUGUGAUUUUCCAUGGGUUUGGCGCAGUGAUCAAUGCUCUUGGGAUGAAAGUGAAACCCUAUCUUCCCGUGAUAAUUGUUUCCAUAAAGUGGCGCAAGUUUAAUGGGAGUGAGAAUGUGAAGCAGCAAGCAACAGAUCUCGUAUCAAGGAUCGAGGUUGUUGUAAGGCAGUGUCAAGGGGAGCAUCUGUUAGAGGGACUAUGAAUUAUCUACAGGGUCUGUUCCAGCCAGUGAGGAAGAUCAGGGAGGUGAAUCGGAAGAGGACUGAGUUUAUGGUAAGUGCUCAUUGUCUUUUCAACCGAUGGAGGAGCCUAUACUGUAGACACUAUUGAGUAUUCAAUAUACCUAGAUGGCUAGAUGGCUAAUUUUUAUUUUUAUUUUUUUUUCUUUCUUUGGUAUAAUACCUAGAUGGCUAGAUUGAUAUAUUGCUUUUGCAACAUUUACCUUUUUCUCUUUUUCUAGUUUUUUUUUUGGAGGGAAUUAGUAAAAGUACUCUUGCUUUUAUGCUACAAUCCUUCGUUUACCUUUUUUAUUUUUCAUUUUUUUUUUCUUGGAAAUUAAUACAAGUACUCUUGCUUUUAUGAUACGUUCCUUUUUUUAA
Molecule: messenger RNA, 1101 nt
Organism: Macadamia integrifolia
Lineage: Eukaryota; Viridiplantae; Streptophyta; Magnoliopsida; Proteales; Proteaceae
Product: splicing factor 3B subunit 1-like
Exons: 2
Coding region: 126-704 (192 amino acids)
Biological process (GO): spliceosomal complex assembly
Cellular component (GO): U2 snRNP; catalytic step 2 spliceosome; U12-type spliceosomal complex
Molecular function (GO): mRNA binding
Source: RefSeq, a predicted model, not a curated record